Messenger RNA from Xenia sp. Carnegie-2017, 1580 nucleotides. RefSeq lists its product as uncharacterized. Gene Ontology annotation, biological process: regulation of apoptotic process. The record is from RefSeq and is a predicted model, not a curated record. The coding region runs from base 322 to 1101 and encodes 259 amino acids. Lineage: Eukaryota; Metazoa; Cnidaria; Anthozoa; Malacalcyonacea; Xeniidae. The transcript has a single exon. Gene Ontology annotation, molecular function: protein binding.
UUCACAAGAUUCCUCGAAGAACUUUUUCUCUGAGCUAUUUUCGCUCUUUCAAAUUUUUUAUGCCUCGAGGCGUCUCUUGACUCUUGUAGUUGCACGUGGUAUAGAUAAAACAGAGUAGCUGAUCAUGUGGUAGAAAUUCUAAUAGUUGAUUGGUCAAAAAGAGUACCCAAUUGGUAAUCUCCUUUGUUUGCAAGGGGAAAUCCUGAACAGGACGUUCUGUUUAAACAAUUUCCAGGAAGAACACACUUACAUAAUUAAUUCUGGCACGUAUAGUUUAAAAUUUUGUUUUUGCACAAUAACAAAACACAACUUAAUCAGAGAAUGAAUUCCUUUUUACUUCUUUUGAACGAAAUCAGCCACGAAUUGACAAAUGAACAGCUUAGCAGCCUCAUUCACAUCUGCAACAUUCCAGGAGGAAUUCGAAGUCAAAUGAACGAUGGUCUAGCUCUAUUUCGAUACUUGAUGACCCAAGACUGGAUCAGUCCUGAAAGGAUCGGAAAUCUGCGCUACUUGAUAAGAAAAAUGCGACCUAAGCGAAGAGAUUUGGUGAAACGCAUCGACGAUUAUAUAAGGAAGGAAUUUCAAACGGACGACAUUCAUACAGUGCUCGGCGAUUUCACCGAAUCGUAUGAACAUAUGACAUUGCAACCAUUAGACAGUAACACCCAAGCCAAUGAUGUUAUAUGCCAUAUAAAUUGUGGUUGUGUUCAAUGUGCGUGCAACUAUAUCCCAACUUGCUAUACUUUCGUGAUUGUCUUACUUAUCCUUGGCAUAUUGAUUACUGUUUUGUUUUGGUAUGCGAAGGUUCCACAGGUAACUCACGUGAUCGAAACAAACUCAAAGCUCAAGAGUGUUGGGAAAUAUAUAGUCAUCCUGGAAGUAUUCCUACUUCUUCUAGUUAUUGUGCUACGAUAUCGUUCAAAGAUUUUUUCACUUAGAAUAUGUAGGUGUCACGACAAAAAUGCACGCAUCCAGGAAGACGAAACUCGAGCUUUUUACAGGCCAACUAGCUCUAUUCGAGGUUUCUAUGGACAAACCAUUACAGUGAAUCAGAUAGUGCAAUUUGCGUCUUGCAUUCUACCUUUGGUGCAAUGUCAUUGACAAUGGAAAAUGAGGAAAUCUCCUCACAGGAUGCAUGAGACAUAUUCAUAUUUUCCCUAACAACUUGGACAUGCAACAAUGCUAUCCAUUUCAUUCUAAUUAGUUUCCCAAGGUAUCAAGAAAACAUUUCCUCAGCUAGCUGAAAAUGACCUUUUCUUUUCUGGGUUGAUUCAAUUUUAAUUGGUCUGAAUUAAAAUUACUUAUGAUUAUUGAGUAAGAAUAUACAUGAAUAGUCAAUGUUAACACAGGUCUUUGAGAUAUUUUGUGAAUUAGUUAAGUUUCAAGAACUUCUCCAGCUCUUCAUUUUCAAUGGCAGAAUCAAACUGUUCAUAGUUCUAAAAAAAUUCAUUGUAAUGUACUGUGUAGAAAGCUUUCAUAUAGAAUUAAUUAAAAAAUUGUAAAAAAUUGUAGAUUGCAUGUGAGGAACUAAGAUUUCAAUUUAGUAUGUAAGUAGAAUUUUGAAUGUUUGUGAAAGUUUA